AUGUCUGGGAUUCCUCUCGGACAGUUUCUCUUUGCCCGCCUUCGCCAGGUUGGUCUUAACGCAGUGCAGGCUGUCCCUUCACAGCACAAUUUUGAGAUUCUGAACCAGGCGAUUUCUGCCGGGCUUGGAUGGACCCAGCAUUCCAGCGACCUCAAUGCUGGCUUUGCUGCAGAUGGCUAUGGAAAAAUCCGGGGAAUUGCUGCUCUGAUUACUUCGUUUGAAUCUCUUGAGAAAAAGGUGUCUGUCAAAGAUGCGAUUAGCGGGUCCUAUGAAGGGAUGGUACCUGUCGUCGUUAUUGUUGGAACUCCGACGCGCAUGGAACAAUUCCAGGCUAUCAAAUUCCAUCAUCCUUUUUACGAUUCACAGCCAGAUGUCCUUCAACGGUUUGCCAACUGGUUCACAAAGAUUACUGUCACACAAGAAAUCCUUCUCGACCCCAACGAAGCCACUGAUCAGAUUGACAACGCAAUCAGAGAAUGUAUCCUUCAAUCCCGACCCGUUUACAUCGAACUACCCGAGGACAUGGUGGACAUGACUAUAUUCACAGCUGCACUCGAUGAUCCAUUGGAUCUCAACCUCCCGCCCAAUGAUGUUGAACUCGAACAAACGGCGUUGGUAGAAAUCAUGAGCAGAAUCAGAAUGGCAGAGCGACCUGUGAUCCUGAUAGAUGCUGGUGCCUCAACUUGUGGUGCGCGUGAAAUCAAUCGUCUGGCAAAGAGGACUGGAUUCCCAACCGCAACAACCUCAGUUAGUAGAGGUCUUGUGGAUGAGACUUUGCAGAACUUUCAUGGACCCAUGUGCUCCAAGUAUGACAAGCUCGGUGCAUAUGUUGAUUCUUCCGACCUUAUUUUCCACAUUGGGCCCAUCAAGACCAUGUUUUGGUCUCUGCCUUUUGUUCCGGAGUUCAAGCGGGACACAACAAUCACUUUCAACUGGAAUUGCAUUGUAAUGGGACACAAGCUAUGGGAAGUUUCCAGCAGGCUCAUAUUUCAGAAGAUCCUAAGGUCUCUGAGCCAAGAAAGACUCCAAGGCCUUGCAACUUAUCCGGACUUGCCAAAUGUCCAGGAGAGUAUCGACAUGCUUCCCGUUCAAAAGAAGGCUACACCUCUCCGGCACGACGUCUAUGCUUCCCUUUGGCGACGAAUUUCAUCCUUUUUCCGCCCCGGGGACCUUAUCCUUACGGAAACCUUCACAGCAGGCGAGGGAGCACGCUCGUUUGUCCUGCCCCGGAAUGCAAUCGUAAUCAACUCGGGAUUUCACAGAUCCCCCGAGUACAUGCUUGCUACCACCUCAGGCGUGGCCAUCGCGCAACGAGAGCUUGAUGAAUCCAAACACCCGUUUGGACAAGGACGAACGAUUCUUUUCGAAGGAAUCGAGGGUUUCCGGCAGGCUCAUGGGGCCUUUGAUACGGUGUACAGGGAGAAACUGAAUAUGGUUGUGUUCCUGAUCAACGAAAAGCAAGAAUCGGUGGAGAAAUUCAUGCACGAAAUGGAGAUGAAACACAACUACGGCGCCCCUUGGAGAUAUUCGGAAUCUCUUUCUUUCUUCGGAUCACCAAGCGAGACAUCCUACCCCGUUUCCGUCAGCACCGUCAGCACCUGGGGCGAACUUGAUGAUAUUCUCGAUGACAAGAGAGUUCAAUCAGGGGCUGGACUUCAGCUUGUGGAGUUGAAGGUCCAACCUCAGGUUCUCGAAGUACCUGGUCUUUUCAGUGGAAAGUAUGGCGAAUGUCCGAGUCUUUUGACCGAGAAGUACGGGUCUAUGAAGGAUUGA
Penicillium canescens is the source of this 1773-nucleotide messenger RNA. RefSeq lists its product as uncharacterized. Bases 1 to 1773 code for a protein of 590 amino acids. Gene Ontology annotation, molecular function: carboxy-lyase activity; thiamine pyrophosphate binding; magnesium ion binding. The transcript has a single exon. The record is from RefSeq and is a predicted model, not a curated record. Lineage: Eukaryota; Fungi; Ascomycota; Eurotiomycetes; Eurotiales; Aspergillaceae.